This is a messenger RNA of Venturia canescens, 1798 nucleotides long. RefSeq names its product SET and MYND domain containing, class 3 (gene Smyd3). The transcript has 8 exons. NCBI's taxonomy places the organism in Eukaryota, Metazoa, Arthropoda, Insecta, Hymenoptera, Ichneumonidae. Gene Ontology annotation, cellular component: nucleus. Gene Ontology annotation, molecular function: protein binding. The record is from RefSeq and is a predicted model, not a curated record. Bases 176 to 1543 code for a protein of 455 amino acids.
AGAGUACGAUUGAGUACGAUAAAUUGGUGAAAAUCGUCUCAUUAAUUAUGUGUAUUGUUCCUUGAAUCUAAUGAGCUUCGAUGCGGUAGCUGCUAUUUUUGCGCCGUGGAACGUGGAACAAUCAGCAAUGCGCAGACUCUUGCAUGUGAAGUAAAAAUAUUUUUAAAUAGUGAAUAUGGCAAAGAUUUGCAACGAAAUAAAGAAAUUUCCUGAAAAAGGAAGUUUCGUGAAAAAGGGAACAACUAUCAUCGAAGCUGAACCCUUUGUGGCUGUGCUCAAUUCUUCAGUUCGUCAGAAACGAUGUGACCAUUGUUUCAAAAAGUGCAAAGUCUUCAGAUGUUCCGGUUGCCAAUAUGUUCAUUACUGCAGUAGGAAUUGUCAGAAGCUUGCUUGGCAUUUACACAAAGUAGAAUGUCCAAAUAUGAAAAGAGUUCAACCUCUGGAAGUACCGGCAAUGGUAAGAAUGUUGACUCGAAUAAUAAUGAAACUCAAAAAUGGUGGAGCUCAAGAAAAAGGCUAUUAUUCUGGAAGCGAAUAUAGAACAUUUGACGAUUUGAUGUCACAUAGUAAUAAAAUAAUGGCAGACAUGGAAAAAAUGGAUCGUUUUACAACUGUGUACACUGUUCUUCAGCAAUUCAUUCCCAAUGUUGUUCUACCCUCACCAGUAGAAGUACUCGAAAUAUUUGGUCGCAUGACUAUUAAUUCUUUUCACGUUCUCAAUAAUCAGUUGAGAAGCAUAGGGGUCGGAAUUUAUCUUGGCCCAUCGAUUAUCGAUCAUAGUUGCAGACCAAACACUUCGACCAUUUUUGAUGGUACAAAAUUGUAUAUACGUGUUGUACGUGACAUACCAGACUUCGAUUGGAGUAAGGUGUCAGUUCCAUACAUCGACGUACUGAAGCUGGUAGACGAAAGACGCGAGGAACUCCAAGACUCUUAUUUUUUUUGGUGCAACUGCGAGAGAUGUAGUAAUCCUGAGCCAGCGGCGUCUGCUGCUUCAUGUCCUAACAAAAAGUGUACGAAUCCAUGCUUUCCCAAAGAUUUCAAAUGUACGAAAUGCAACGAACUCUUUCCUCCCAAUUUUCAAGAAGAUUUCGAAUUAGUGAAAUCGCAGUCUCGUCGUAAACUCGAAAAACUGGCUAAGGACAUGGAUCAUGCUGCAAAAUUGGAAAUCUCCAGGAUGGGUCUGAAAGAACAAGAGGGCAUUCUUCACUUUCAUAACAUGCUCCAUGUUCACAUGCUAGAAAGAGCCGCAACAGCCGCAACCGAAUUAGAACUCUGGGAAGAAUCUGAGAUCUAUUCGAAAAAGGUGUUACAACAAUACCAAUAUUACUACGGAGAUUCACAUCCGCUGACAGGAAAGGAACAUUUAACACUGGCAAUGGUGUUACUCAACUGUGGAAAGUCUGAAGAAGCUUACAACCAGAUGAAAAAAGCGUCAGAAGUCAUAAAAAUAGCAUUUGGUGAAAACCAUCCAAAAAUGCAAGAAGUCGAGAGAACGGCUUAUGCAAUACAAAUUGAAAAUUCCCAAUUCAAAGCUGGCUAAUAGAAAAUCUAAAAAAUAAUAACACUUUUAUCAGUUGUCGGAGUGUCUAGCUCGUUGAUUGGUUGGCCAUCAAAUCUGAAUCUCACAGCAGCUAUCGCCAAACCCUGAUAUAUUUUAAUUCCAUGAAUAUAUUUUGAUUUGAGUAAGAAAUGUUAUAAGGAAUAUUAACAAUGGUAUUAUGGAUGAAAAAUGGACAUUAUUGCAUAACGUAUCGAUUCUGUAAGAAAAUAAAAAUAAUUUUUUCUUUCAAAUGAA